AUGACGCGACCCCAUAUUAUUCGAGCCGAUACGCUCGACCUGCAAGAAAAGACCUCUCCCACCGCGCAGGACCACUCUCGCCAGCCCGCACACCCAGCACCCCUCGGAAUUGGCCCCGCCGCGCCCCAUCAAGCUGCCGCGGUCAAGCAGGCCGACGACGAGCGCGCCGCCGAAGAUGCCAACCUGCAGAAGGCGUGGAACGACUCGGGGGCUGCUCUGCGCGACGACCCAGGCUCCGACGACGAGACGACCCUCGUCAACAAUGGGGAUCAGCAACAGCAGCUGCAAGACGAGCAGGCGAUACGCAUGAAUGGCGGCAUGUCGAGCGCCGGCGACGGCGGAGACAUAACCGACGCCGACAUUGACGACAUGGACGACGACGACAUGAUGGACAAGAUCUCGAGUUCGCCGUCCAUUGACGAUGAGUGCUUACGAUACACAGAGGACAUUGAUUUUGAAUUCGUUUACGCUCUGCAUACGUUUGUUGCGACGGUAGAAGGCCAAGCCAAUGCCACCAAAGGCGACACCAUGGUCCUCCUGGACGAUAGUAACAGCUAUUGGUGGCUGGUCAGAGUAGUGAAGGACAGUAGUAUUGGAUAUCUCCCCGCCGAGCACAUCGAGACGCCGACUGAGCGAUUAGCACGGCUGAACAAGCACCGAAAUAUCGAUCUAUCUGCUACCAUGCUGGGCGACACGGCCGAGAAAACGAAGAACCCCCUGAAAAAGGCCAUGAGGCGACGAAACGCAAAGACUGUUCAGUUCACGGCUCCCACAUACGUCGAAGCGUCUGAUUACGACUACUCAUCCGACGAAGACGAUGAGCAGGACGAUUCGUUCGAAGGGACAUCUCAACAGACCCAAGGCGAGGCAGCGCAAAACGGCCAGGAGCCAGAGCAGGAGGACGCACUGGCUGUCCAACCACUCAAGGUCAACGGGUCCAAGAAGGAGGCCAAAUCUUCGGAUAGCAUUGAUACUCCGCGAGAAUCAACCGACGACCUGUUGAAAGAUAGCGACAAACAACGAACCAGUGACGAGAUGUUUGAUCGACCUCUGGAUCCGAAAGUUUCGCGCAAUGGGACACUGCGAAACACAGAUUCGUUCUUCAAAGACGACAACGCAGAGACACGGAAAAUCACCCUUACGCCAAAUCUCCUCAGAGACGAUUCAAGUGGUUCAACGACGCGGUCCUUUGAGAGUAAGGAGCGAGGCCCUAGCCUGGAGAGUCUUGAGAAGAACGGAUUUGCCGACAAGGCCAAGGAUGAGAAGAAAAAGAAGGAGAAGAAGCCUGGGAUGCUCAGUGGGCUGUUUAAGAGGAAGGACAAGAAGACCAAGACCCAAGAUCCGGAGAACAGUGAUACUGAGAAGGUUUCCGAGGAGCUCGGAAGGGGCUCACCCCAGAGCAAGAACUCUGACGACUCGCCGACGGAGAACUCCAUGUCCGAAAAGGAGCCUGUGGUGCAACCCCAGAGGAAUCCCAGCAAGGGCAAACUCCAAAAGCAACCCCGAAAUGGUGAUGUCUCUCCUCCCAAGAACGCCCAGAAUACGUCACAGAAUACGUCCCAGAAUACGUCCCAGAAUACGUCCCAGACUGCAAGUCCAGAGCCCACAGCGCAGCUUCAGCCAGCUCCACUGAACUCCAAACCUAACGGUCAACAAAACUCCGGUACCAUGCGUCUUGUAUCCCCCGAACCUGAACAACCCCCGCAGGAGUCUCUGCAAGGACGCAUACAAUCGCCCGAGUCCACAGCCGAGCCACAACGGUCUCGGUCCCACUCCUCAGCCGCGAAAACAAAUCCCAUCGCUAACAUGUUGGGCCGCAGUCCGAGCGAACCUCGACCUGAAAAGGUUAGAAAGGCGAAGCAGCGUAUUCAGCUCGAUGAUUUCGACUCUUCAGCAGAUGACGAGAAGACAGAUCCUUUUGCAGACCCCCAUGAAACUGCAGAGGAGACGUCCCAGCGCCGUACCGACCCUUCAGAUUCUGCAGAGCGUUUAUCUGAAUCCCCGGUACAUGUUUCUCCGAGAGAUGCCCAACCUCCAGAGAACGAACUCUCUGGUCGCGAAAUAGAUCACGACGCACACAAUCCUCCCGACCUUACGGGCGACACUUCAAGCCAAGACUCAGGAUCACCAAUAUCAACUCCAUCCCUCCACGACAGCCCUUCUACAUCGCAGCCCUCCGCGCCCAAUCUCAUCGCCUCGCGCCCGACGGGCACACCAUCACCAACGACCCUGACGCCGCCCCUCACAAAUGUCCCAGCAGCCCCAAGUCGCCCUGCUCCGAUCCCUACGCACGAGAUGCAGCACUCCCCUCCGCCAUCCUCAACCGCUUCCCUCCCCGCAUGGUCAGACGCCAGCCUCCGCACCUACCUCGACGACGGUAGCGACAUCCGCGACAUGCUCCUCGUCGUACACGACACCUCGGGCGUGGUGCCAGUCGGACCGGAGCACCCCAUUAUGGCUGGCCUAUUCCAAGACGAACGCAGCGCCGUCAAGGAUAUGGGUGGUCGGCUGGACUCUUUACUUGGCGAGUGGUUGGUCAGGAAACGGAAGAAGCAGCUAUCCGCUCCUGUUGCAGCUCGGUAA
Molecule: messenger RNA, 2583 nt
Organism: Mytilinidion resinicola
Lineage: Eukaryota; Fungi; Ascomycota; Dothideomycetes; Mytilinidiales; Mytilinidiaceae
Exons: 6
Coding region: 1-2583 (860 amino acids)
Biological process (GO): establishment or maintenance of actin cytoskeleton polarity
Cellular component (GO): cell tip; microtubule cytoskeleton
Molecular function (GO): protein binding
Source: RefSeq, a predicted model, not a curated record